Phytophthora sojae is the source of this 1221-nucleotide messenger RNA. RefSeq lists its product as hypothetical. Bases 1 to 1221 code for a protein of 406 amino acids. The transcript is spliced from 2 exons. The record is from RefSeq and is a predicted model, not a curated record. Lineage: Eukaryota; Oomycota; Peronosporomycetes; Peronosporales; Peronosporaceae.
AUGAUCCCGCUGAUCAAGACGCAGAACAUGGUCGACGAGGCCGAAGGGGUCCACGUCAACGGAGGCCCGGUCGAUGUGCUGCAGAUUCCCGGCCGAGAAUGGAAGGAGUUCCGGUUGCAACGGAAGCGGCCGCCCCCGACGACUCACGUACCGUGGAUCCGACGGACCGACAAGCUCAUCCCUACGGUGAAGCGGUUCCACAAGGGACGCCCGCAGCGGAUCCGACUGACGAACAUUGACACUCGGCUCACGAUCUGCUCGGCUCACACGACCUUCGUGGUGUGGUAUCGAGAAUGGCAAGUUCUUUCCUACGAAGCGGUCCGCGAUAAGACGCUGCUCAAGCGGGAAGCCGAGCUUUACGCUCAAUGGUUAGCCGGCCAGCCGUCGGCAGUGGACCGACCCGAGUACCCUAUUCCAACCGGACUGCUCCAACGUUCUCCCGAAUACUCUCGGGGCGAGCAAAUCUCGGAGCUGUUCGACAGCGAUGGGGGUGAGGAUUCUGACGGCUUGCCAGUGGGCAAUGAUCCGGGACCAAGCUCCUUGGGACCAGGCAGAAGCAGUCAAGUCGCUCCCGACGACACGCCAGCCGAUCCACAAGUGGCCGAAAUUGCUCCCGAUCAACCCUCGAUAACUCAGUUUCCGACUGUGGCGACAAACGGAGACACUCCGGAUUUGAAACCGCAUUGUGACCUCACCAAUGAAGCACCGACAACUCAUCUGGUCCCCCGUUACGACGCGCACACUCCCCUCGCUAUGGCGGAGCAUACCUUGAUGUCGGUGAUGAGCGUACUGGACAUGGACGAGGAUGAUGCGACAAAUGACAGCGCGUGGAUACCGACUGGAAGUUUCCCGACGACUCCUACUGCGUCAAGCCUCUCAAAGACACGGCUCCCGAAGAGUCAUACGGGGUGCGUGGUAUCUUUCGCGGGCUUGACACAGCCUGGGCAGUAUCGUGCAGAUGGAAGCUGCGCAUGGAUUGUGUGGCGCCUACCGGAGUGGAAAUUGAUGAUUGCCGCGAACGCUUACCUCGCCGACACGACGAGCCCCCUUGCCCAGAGCGCCGGUAUGACAUACGGCGUGCUGGCGGCUUUACAACUCGGUGCCGACGACUUGGUCGCUGUUAGCAAUUCAAGGCUGGCGUUGUUGCACUCGCUAGGGGCAGCUGACUCCGGGGCGAUGACUCAACCGAGUUACCACGAGGAGGUCAAGGCCCGACUGUGA